UUUCAAGGAAUCAGGAGCGCGGUCGGCUUCCACUUGCACAGUUUAUCAUGGGCACUGACGUAUGGGUUGGAAGCUGGAGACCUCAUAGACCACGGGGGCCCAUUGCAGCUCUCUAUAGCAGCCCAGGACCCAAGUAUUCACUCCCAGGAAAUACAGGUUUCGUCAGUCAUGAUCCCAGUCGAUAUCGUGCUCCAGCUUAUAGUAUGGGGAACCGACGUUUCAAGUUUGUUGACGACUGCUCACCAGGGCCAGGAUAUCUGGUGCCAUCUAAUAUCACUGUUAAGGGAAAGGAUGGAACCCCUGCUUAUUCCAUUUAUGGCAGACCAAAGGACAUCUCCUCAUUUAGGACCCCAGGACCAGGUAGUUAUUCUCCAGAGCGUGCCGGGAAGUCUGCAUACCGCUCAGCUCCAACAUACUCACUUGGCGAAAGAACAAAGACGUUCAGCAAUGACCAGACACCAGGCCCAGCAGCAUAUGUGCUCCCUUCUGUAAUUGGGCCACGGAUAGUGAACAGAAUUUCUGCCCCAAACUACUCUAUGACAGGACGGAGCAAAAUCGGUAGCUUCCAUGAAGACCUGCAGAGAACACCUGGUCCUGGGACAUAUCGUGUUAUAGACCCUGGUUCAUAUAAACACAGACCUCCUCAAUACAGUAUGACUGCGCGAAAUGUGUUGCCUGGCGAUACCACAAUAAAACCAGGCCCAGGAGCCUACAGCCCAGAAAAGGUGGUCAUGUCAAGGCCUCAGGCUCCUAACUUCUCUUUUGGUAUUCGGCACUCAGACUAUGUUGCACCCCUGAUCGUCGACGUAGCAGACUAAUUGAUACAAUAAACAGCAGAAUCUUGGCACAGAGCAACUGGUGUCCAGUGUGAAAUGGGAAAUGGAUGAAUUAAGGUUAUUUUAAAAUGCUUCAGCACACACCAGUUAGAUUGCAGUUUUUUCACUACAUGUUUAAACUUGAACCCACUAAGAAGUACUGUGAGCCCAUCCUUGUAAACUUAAGGUGGAGGGUACAGUAAUUUUAAAUGUCUUUUAAUAAUUUUUUAUUUUACCUACCUGUUUCCUCUAGUUUUGCACUAGAUGCAGCUAUAGCUAGAGCUAUAGGGGGAAUUAAUUAUUAAUAUCAGACAUGAUGCACUGACAUAACAUUAAUAGGUAUCCCAUCUGAAAACCUAAUUAUGCUAAUAUCGCUUAUCUUAAAAUACAAGAUAACCCAAUAGACACCUGGAAGAACAGAGUUGCUUUUCUAAUUAACUUUGAAUGGAAACAGAAAGCAGCUCUGUGUGAAUUCCAGGAACUGAUCUUGUUAUACCCAAUCCCUAUUGCAAGCAAACUGCAAGAUGCUAAUCUCAAACAUUAAUAACAUACUUCACAGCAGAAAGAUCAAUCCAUAUCUGAAUUAUGUAUCUAAAGAAAAUAAACCACAGUAGGGUAGUUUGGUGGUGGUACUUAUAUUUUGUUCUAAGCCAUUUUACUUAUUGCUCUACAAAGACUUUUAAAAGUUAAAUUCACCUAUACAACUCUCUCAGCGAUUCAUGUGACAUAUAUAUAUUCAAUAUAGCCCAGCACACACAAUUCUUUCAUGAAAACUAAAUCUUUAUAAUAAUUCUUUAUUUUGUAUUUUUCACAAAAGACCUGUGUGUGCUGGACUAUACUGGACAUAACUACUUGGUUUUCUGAGCACCCAAGCAUGGCUGAUUCGUUACCUGUUUCCAUUCACAUUUUUUUUAUAUAUGUAUAUAUAUAUGUGUAUUUUUUAUACAGGAUGCAAAAUCUGGAUACACUAUAUUACUGAAAAAGAUAAUACAGAUUCAAAAACAGACUCAAGCAAGUAUAAACUACUUGAAUAAUGAACUAUAAAACAUCACAAAAAUGAAUGACCACAGUAUUCUGCCGAAUAUAUUUAAAUGUUUCUAAUAACUGCAGUUAGCAAGACUCACCGAUAUUCUCAAUUGCACUGUUUUCUCUCGAAAGACUAAUAAUUGUUCACAAAUUUCAAUGUGCCAACUAAAUUAAACCUCAAUUUGUG
This is a messenger RNA of Xenopus tropicalis (tropical clawed frog), 2028 nucleotides long. RefSeq names its product ciliary microtubule associated protein 1A (gene cimap1a). The record is from RefSeq and is marked provisional. Gene Ontology annotation, cellular component: cytoplasm. NCBI's taxonomy places the organism in Eukaryota, Metazoa, Chordata, Amphibia, Anura, Pipidae.